Molecule: messenger RNA, 2228 nt
Organism: Varroa destructor (honeybee mite)
Lineage: Eukaryota; Metazoa; Arthropoda; Arachnida; Mesostigmata; Varroidae
Product: uronyl 2-sulfotransferase-like
Cellular component (GO): membrane
Molecular function (GO): sulfotransferase activity
Source: RefSeq, a predicted model, not a curated record
CAGUAGUAUAAAAAGGGUCAACAAAAUCGCGCAGCGUUGCUGAAUCCGCCAGACUCCUAUUACAAUGACGUUGCACGUUGUUCACACAUCAGUGACAUCAAAAGAGUUCCGGCUUGCAGCCCGCAGGCUUGUUGGAUUUUUGUUCUUGAUUUUCUGUAUAAGCACACUCGUUUUCUACAAAUACAUAGCCGACACUAACACUUCAAGCUACCGAAUUGAAUUGUGGACGGAUUACACGUCUAAUGCUUUAUUCUACAAUCAAACGAUACCUCCGCUAUUACUGGAUCCCCUACGGCUUUAUUACAACCGGAUUCCCAAAACAGCUGGUACUACAAUGCUGUCAAUUUUACACCGAUUGGCGGAGCGCAACCAUUUUUCGCAUUAUUCUUCUGUUGUCUACAAUCGGCGUAAUCUAACGGACCGUGAGCAACUGGAACUUGUUCUGAACGUAACCAAAGCUGUUCCGCCAGCCAGCUUUGACCGACACGUCCAUUUCGUGAACUUCAAUCUAUUGGGUCAAGCAUCGCCCGUGUUUAUAAACGUAGUAAGGGAUCCAGUUGAACGAGUAGUGUCCGACUAUUACUACAGGAGGGCGGUAGCUCGGAAGAACCUCGAUAGCUCGUCGGUAACGCCUAGCCUAUAUUGGCUUAACAAGCCGAUCGAGGAAUGUAUUCGGCGAGGAGAUGCUGAGUGUCGUUACGUUACAGGCUACACGCAAAUAGGCCACAUGGUACCCUACUUCUGCGGUCACAACAUAAGAUGCUCGGUCGUCAAUGAUCCAUGGGCGCUUCAGCAUGCUAAACGGAAUAUCGAACUAUAUUACGACGUGGUAGGACUAGUUGAGAUGCUGCCAGAGACAGUUGCCGUACUGCAACACCGACUUCCAAUAUUCUUUCAAAGUGCUUCUGAGGUGUGCGGACAAAUAGGGUCUUACAAUGUAAAUCCGGAUAAACCAAACGUAACAUUUGAGGCAAAACUCCAGCUGAGGCUUAACCUGACGAACGACUUAGAGCUUUAUAACUUCAUUAAGAAGCGUCUUCUCAAGCAAUAUAGCGAGAUACCUAGGUGAUAGAAGUAGACCUAAACUCUGUGUAUUAAGAACUCCGGUAAUUCAAAUAGGACAAAUAUGCUUGCAGGACUACAUGUUAACAUUAUUUUUUUCUGUGAAAAACAUAUUUGUAUUAUAUAAUGAGUGAGCAAUGCAGUUGCAACACGCGAUUGACUAAUUUAUUCGAUCUUUGUUAUUUAAAAAAAAAUAGUUUAAAUAGUAGUGGAAAAUAGUUUAAAAAAGUUUGAGAAGCAUUCGGUAGUAAAGAAGAAUGUUGACCCGAUUGCAUAACCAUACCACUAAUCAUAUUAGCGCUUUGUUGGAUCUGAUUUGUGGUUCGCGAUAUGACCAUUGGCUUGAUUUUGCUAUGCAAAAGAAGAUAUGUACCGGAUGUCCGUUGAAAGACCUUAACUGCUGGCGAUGAAAAACGGACAGAAAUUAAAAAUAAAUCAGUUAAUGUUUUAUAGAUUCUUUUUGAGGCGACAAGAACAUCUUGUAUUCACUAUGUUUUAGGGGUUUGUACGUAUUCUUAAGUUGUAGGCAAUGGGCUCAGAUAUCCUUUGAUAAGCAUUGUUGCCCCCAAUCUUUUCCUCUAAGCAGUGUCUUUUUACCCAUAGAUCUAAGUAGUAACGUAAGUAGUUACCAAUGAAAAGCUCAUGCUAUAACACCCUAACGAUAACAAUCUUCGAGUUAAUGACAAAAAUUUUACAUUUUGUAACAGCAGACCGAUUCCUUUGAACUUAUUUUAAAAAUGAAAUCGUGAAAUGCCUAGAGAAAAUAACAUCAAUCACGGAAGUACAGACAUACCGCGGAUACGCAGUCACAGAGUAAUAAAUGUUACCUCAAAUCUAUUAUUAAAAAAUGUUUUUACUUUUAUAUUGAAUAACUUGUGUUAGGUCAAGCAGUUCAACAAUCAAUUGUACUUUCUUAUUUCUUACUCCUAGACAUCUCAGAGGCUGCGUGCGUGGUUCCUAUGAAAUACACGUCACCUCGCCUGGUUGAUUCCAUUGAUAUGCAAGAUCGUCAAUAAACUGCUUCAUCCGUGCCGCCUUUGAGAAAAAAAAACGACUUUUCUAACCAUGGCGUGUUCACUGUUAUGCGUGCUAAUAUCACUAGCUAAAUAGGAAAGCGAUAUGUUUAUUAUCAUGUCCAGCUUCCUUAUGGUCACUGACCGUCAUUA